AUGGCUGUGAAGACCUCUACCUUUCUGGUGACUCAGGUACACCCAACUCAUCUUGUGGCCUUUGUCGUCAACUCAGAGGGAGGUUCCUCCGGCCGGGGCACAGCCCUGAAGGGCAGGUACGAUGCCGAACUGGUCAUCUUCCUGAGCUGCUUCAAGAGCUAUGAGGACCAGGCGCCCCUCUGUGCGGAGAUCCUCAGUGAGAUGAAGACUCAGCUGGAAAUCUGGGGGACAGACCCCAUCCCCGGCCUGAGCCUUGAGCUUCCUGAACAGGACACACCUGGAGCACUGCAGUUCCAGCUGGUGGCAUCUGAGGAUCCUGAAAGCCGGGUGGAUAUUAGCCUGGUGCCUGCCUUUGAUGCCCUGGGACAGCUCCACCCUGGCGUAAAACCUGAACCCCGGGUCUACUCUGCUCUUCUCAGCAGCGGCUCCCAGCGGGGCGAGCACGCUGCCUGCUUUGCAGAGCUACGGAGAGAGUUCGUGAACACCCUCCCAGUCAAACUGAAGAACCUGAUGCUGUUGGUCAAACACUGGUACCGCCAGGUGUGCCCGCAGGAGGCACAGAGGGGGACGCUGCCCCCAGUCUACGCCCUGGAGUUGCUGACCAUCUUCGCCUGGGAGCAGGGCUACAAGAAAGAUGCCUUCAGCCUGGCCCAAGGCCUGCGGACCGUCCUGGGCCUGAUCCACCAGUAUCAACACCUGUGUAUCUUCUGGACCGUCUACUAUGACUUCGAAGACCCUUCGGUCGGGCAGUUCUUGAGGGACCAGCUCAAGAGACCCAGGCCUGUGAUCCUGGACCCGGCGGACCCCACGUGGGACGUGGGGAACGGAACGGCCUGGCGGUGGGAGGUGCUGGCCCAAGAAGCAGGGUCCUGCUACGACCACCCGUGCUUUCUGUCGGCAUCUGGGAGCCCUGUGCAGCCCUGGGAGGGGCCGGGCCUGCCACGUGCUGGGUGCUCUGGUUUGGGGCACCCCAUCCAGAGGGACCCUGACCAAAGGAUCUCCGCGGACAGCGGGAGCCUCCGUGUUGUGCAACCCAGAGUCGGGAGCAGGCAGCCCUCACACCCAGCAUCCAGCCCUUCGGGGAUGUCCAGCCCUUCGGGGACGUCCAGCCCCUUGGGGACGUCCAGCCCCUCAGCGACGCCCAGCCCCUUGGGCACACCCAACCCCUUGGGCACACCCAGCCCCUCAAGGACGUCUAGCCCCUCAGGGAGACCCAGCCCCUCGGGCACACCCAGCCCAGCCCCAUCUACGCAGGGCUCGGAUUUGGCUCUGUCUCAGAUCCCCAGCAAGGAGCUGGACCGCUUCAUCCAGGACCACCUGAGGCCGAGCCCACAGUUCCAGGAGCAGGUCAGCAGGGCCAUUGACGGCAUCCUCCGCUGCCUCCGUGAGACGUGUCUCCACAAGGCCUCACGUGUCGGCAAGGGGGGUUCUUUCGGCCGGGGCACAGCCCUAAAAGGUGGCUGUGAUGCAGAACUUGUCAUCUUCCUCAACUGCUUCAAGGACUACCAGGAGCAGGGGUCCCGCUGGGCAGAGAUCCUGGAUGACAUGAGGGCCCCCCUGGAAUCCUGGUGUCGAGACCCCACACUCAGCCUGAGCGCCGAGUUUCCUGAACAGAACGUGCCUGGGACUUUGCAGUUGCGACUGACAUCCACGACCCUGGAAAGCUGGAUAGACAUUAGACUGCUGCCUGCCUUUGAUGCCCUAGGGAAGAUCAGCUCUGGCCUGAAACCCACGCCCCAGGUCUACUCCGCCCUCCUCCACAGCGGUGGCCAGGGCGGCCAGUAUGCGGCCUGCUUUGCAGAGCUGCGCAGGAACUUCGUGAACACUCGCCCAGCCAAGCUGAAGAGCCUGAUUCUACUGGUGAAGCACUGGUACCACCAGGUGGCAGCUCAGAACAGAGGUCCAGCCAGUGCUGCUCUGCCGCCAGCCUACGCCCUGGAGCUACUGACCCUGUUCGCCUGGGAGCAAAACGGCAGGAAGGACAGCUUCAACAUGGCCCGAGGCCUCCGGACGGUCCUGGGCCUCAUCCAGCAGCACCGGAAGCUCUGUGUCUACUGGACUGUCAACUAUGACCUUGAGGACCCUGAUCUCAGAGCUCAUCUGCUUGGCCAGCUCCAGAAACCCAGGCCCCUGGUCCUGGACCCGGCUGACCCCACCUGGAACGUGGGUCAGGGCAACUGGGAGCCAUUGGCCCAGGAAGCAGCAGCCCUGGAGACCCAGGCCUGCUUUCUGAGUGGAGACCGGACGCCUGUGGUGCCCUGGGACGUGAUGCCCGCGCUCCUUCGUCAGACCCCCGCCGGGGACCUGGACAAGUUCAUCAGUGAAUUCCUGCAGCCCACCAGCCAGUUCCUGAGCCAGGUGAACCGGGCCGUCAACACCAUCUGCUCCUUCCUGAAGGAGAACUGCUUCCGGAACUCUCCUACCAAAGUGCUGAAGGUGGUCAAGGGUGGCUCUUCGGCCAAAGGCACGGCUCUGCAAGGCCGCUCAGACGCUGACCUGGUGGUCUUUCUCAGCUGCUUCAGGCAGUUCGCCGAGCAGGGCAACACGCGAGCAGAAAUCAUCUCAGAGAUCCGAGCCCAGCUGGAGGCAUGCCAGCGCGAGAAGCAGUUUGAGGUCAAGUUCGAGAUCUCCAAGUGGGAGAACCCCCGGGUGCUGAGCUUCUCGCUAGUGUCCCAGCUGACACCGGACCAGAGCGUGGACUUUGACGUGCUGCCAGCCUUUGACGCCCUAGGCCCGCUGGGCGCCGGCGGCCGGCCCAGCCCGAGGGUCUACAUGGACCUCAUCCAAAGCUACAGCAACGCAGGCGAAUACUCCACCUGCUUCACGGAGCUGCAGCGGGACUUCAUCAUCUCCCGCCCCACCAAGCUGAAGAGCCUGAUCCGGCUGGUGAAGCACUGGUACCAGCAGUGCAGCAAGUUACCCAAAGGCAAAGGCUCCCUGCCCCCGCAGCACGGGCUGGAGCUCCUGACAGUGUACGCCUGGGAGCAGGGCAGCGGGGAAGCCCAGUUCAACAUGGCCGAGGGCUUCCGGACGGUCCUGGAGCUGGUCAGCCAGUACCGCCAGCUCUGUAUCUACUGGACCGUCAACUAUGAUUCGGAGGACCAGACGGUUGGGGACUUCUUGAAGCAGCAGCUGAAGAAGCCCAGGCCCAUCAUCCUGGAUCCCGCGGACCCGACUGGCAACCUGGGCCACAAUGCCCGCUGGGACCUGCUGGCUAAGGAAGCUGCCACCUACUCGCCAGACAGUGCACCAGCCUAUAUAGAGCAUGCUAUCAUCAGUGUGCUGUGCAUGCUGUAG
Echinops telfairi (small Madagascar hedgehog) is the source of this 3297-nucleotide messenger RNA. RefSeq names its product 2'-5'-oligoadenylate synthase 3. Gene Ontology annotation, molecular function: 2'-5'-oligoadenylate synthetase activity; double-stranded RNA binding. The record is from RefSeq and is a predicted model, not a curated record. Gene Ontology annotation, cellular component: cytosol; membrane; nucleoplasm. NCBI's taxonomy places the organism in Eukaryota, Metazoa, Chordata, Mammalia, Afrosoricida, Tenrecidae. The transcript is spliced from 16 exons. Gene Ontology annotation, biological process: negative regulation of viral genome replication; regulation of ribonuclease activity; defense response to virus. Bases 1 to 3297 code for a protein of 1098 amino acids.